GAAGAUCCCUCCUGGCUCCUUCAUCCAGAGGACUGGCCAUCUGUUAGCACGAUGCCAGGCAAACCUGCGCCCAUCAAGAAGUCCCCAGCCAAGAAGGAGGCCAAGAAGGCACCUGAGCCCGCCCCGGAGCCUGAACCGGCUCCCGUAGCGGCUCCACCUGCCGAGGCUGCACCUGUGGACGCUGCCCCGGCUGAGGCCGCUCCUGCAGCCCCCGCUGCCCCAGCAGAGGACACCCCCGCUGCUGAAGGAGGUGCUCCAGCUGCUACUCCUGCUGCUGACGAUGAUGCUCCCGCUGCAGACGCUCUCGCUGCAGACGCUCCUGCUGCAGACGCUCCUGCUGCAGAUGCUCCCGCUGUAGACGCUCCCGCAGAUGCAGAAGCUGCUGUAGUUGACGAGCCGCUAAAGGCCCCCACGCCCCCACCUCCUGCAGCCCCCACCAGCGCUCCUCUGGAUGUAUCUGUGGAUGAUGUGAACGACUCCAGCCUCACCAUUAAAUGGAACGAGCCACAGACUAUCGGAGACUCAGGCCUGGACGGAUACACCAUCGAGUACUGCAAGGAUGGAACAACAGACUGGAUUGCAGCUCAAAAGGAGCUGACCCCAGCUAGCCGCUACUGCAUCCAUAAUCUGACAGCCGGUGACCUGCUGCAUGUGCGCGUGGUGGCUGUAAACCCCGGUGGCCGGAGUGAACCUGGUACACUUGCUGAGCCUGUGCCCAUCCGUGAGAUUGGUGCCCGUCCCAGGAUUCGCAUACCCCGCGCUCUCAGAAUACGCACUGUCAAGCAGGUUGGAGAGCAGAUCAACCUGGUCAUCCCCUUUCUUGGAAAGCCUAAACCUGUGGUGUCCUGGCUAAAGGACGGUGAGCCUGUGGAUACAAAAAAGGUCAACAUCCGGAACAGUGACAAGGACAGCAUCAUUUUUAUCCGCAACGCUCAGAGGGAGGACACCGGUGUUUACGAGAUGACGGUUAAAGUGGACAGCUUUGAAGACAAAGCCUCCAUCGCCCUUCAGAUUGUGGAGCGGCCCGGCAAUCCUGCCAGUGUGAAGCUGGUGGAUGCCUGGGGCUUCAACGCAGCUCUGGAAUGGACCCCUCCCAAGGAUAAUGGCAACACAGAGAUCACUGGAUACACCAUCCAGAAGGCAGACAGGAAGACCGGGGAAUGGUUCUCGGUGCUGGAGCACUACCACAGGCUAACUGCCACCAUCUCAGACCUCAUCAUGGGAAACGUGUACUCCUUCAGAGUGUUCGCUGAGAACCAAGUGGGCAUCAGUGAGAUGAGCACUGUCACCAAGGGGGUGGCCACCAUCCAGAAGACAGGUAUUGUCUACAAGCCUCCUCAGUACCCUGAGCGUGACUACAACGAGGCACCCAAGUUCACUACACCCCUCAGCGACCACGCUGCCACUGUGGGAUACACCACCAGGCUGCUGUGUUCAGUCCGUGGAUGCCCCAAGCCUAAGAUCGAGUGGUUGAAGAAUCUGAUGGUCAUCGGGGACGAUCCCAAGUAUCGUAAGCUCUCUAACCAGGGCAUCUGCUCCCUCGAGAUCCGUAAGCCCUGCGGCUUCGAUGGCGGUAUAUACACCUGCAGAGCCAAGAACGCCCAGGGAGAGGCCGCUGUCUCCUGCAAGCUGGAGGUCAAACAGGUUAUUCUUCCAGAGUCAGACAAGGGCAAAUAAACCAACAGCGAAACCUACAGAGUCCAGAGUGUUUGAGGAGGUGAGAGAAACGUCGUGGCUGCCUGUGCAGCAGUGUGUACAUAAUGAAGAAAGGGACAGAACAACAUACCAACAUCUCAAUAUCUAUUUCCACCCUUACCCAUCCCGACUCACACACUCCUCCCAGUAUGCACGGAAGACCCACGCCACCCAACCCAUCCCAGUUUGCCAAAUGUUUUAUGGUAUUUUAGUUGGUGACAUGUAUGUAAGGCUAUAUUUAUGAUGUUUUUUUCUGCCUGUGUCCAUGUGCUGUUUGUUACAGUGUAUAUAUAUGUACUACUCAAUAAAACAGUGAACCCUUAGA
Messenger RNA from Cottoperca gobio, 2020 nucleotides. It is a transcript of the gene mybpha, whose product is annotated as myosin binding protein Ha. The record is from RefSeq and is a predicted model, not a curated record. NCBI's taxonomy places the organism in Eukaryota, Metazoa, Chordata, Actinopteri, Perciformes, Bovichtidae. Gene Ontology annotation, molecular function: protein binding. The transcript has 13 exons. The coding region runs from base 52 to 1677 and encodes 541 amino acids.